Megalops cyprinoides (Indo-Pacific tarpon) is the source of this 1909-nucleotide messenger RNA. RefSeq names its product transmembrane protein 150C (gene tmem150c). The record is from RefSeq and is a predicted model, not a curated record. NCBI's taxonomy places the organism in Eukaryota, Metazoa, Chordata, Actinopteri, Elopiformes, Megalopidae. The coding region runs from base 273 to 1016 and encodes 247 amino acids. The transcript is spliced from 9 exons.
AAUGAGCCCUAUGUAUGUGUCAUUUAUUUGAAAUAUGAACAUUAAAGCGUUGUAGGCUAAUGGUUCAUUUUGCAUACAAAUGCACAUUGUAUUCAGGGAAUAAAUUUGUGUAGUUAAUGGUCUCGUGGAUCUGAGCUCUGUUUCAUUAGCACCUUUUUGAGACAUCAUGCGGCGUAACUGGAGUAUAAUAUGGAAAUUGCACGGGACCAGGCUGAAUCUUCCAGCCACCCCUUGGUUACUUCUACAUAAAUAGGAAAGUUAAAGAGUCAGGCAUGAGGAAGUGCAGCCCCUGGACAUUUCUUCCCAUCAUUUUCUCCCUCUUCACAGCAGCCGGACUGUGGGUUGUGUACUUUAUAGCUGUUGAGGAUGAGAAAAUAACCCCACUCAACUCCGAAUAUAGGCGAUCUGGACCAAAAUCCCCUCCAUAUAUAAGCAUUGCAGGCAAUGCCCCGCCAGCCAGCUGUGUAUUCAGUCAAGUCAUGAACAUGGCGGCUUUUGUAGGGUUCAUCAUUGGCGUCCUCAGAUACCUGCAGCUGAAGCCCAGAGUGCGCAAGCCCUGGCUCAACAUUGGCAGCCUGGUGGCAUUGUCUCUGGCCUGCUUUGGCAUGACCUUGGUGGGCAACUUCCAGCUUUCAAAUGAUGAGGAGCUCCAUAACAUCGGCACAUCGAUGACCUUCGGCCUGGGCACCCUGUUCUGCUGGGUCCAGUCUGUCAUAACGCUGAAGGUCAACCUGAGGAACGAGGGGAGAAGGGCUGGGAUUCCGCGCUUCCUGUUAUCUGGGGCAGUCACUUCCUGCAUGCUGCUGUACUUCGCCCUUAUGGCGCAGCGCCUGCACAUGCACGCCGCCCGGGCGCAGUGGGCGCUCGUCAUGUUCUUCCUGGGCUUCCUGAGCACCUUCGCGAUCGAGUUCCGCCACUACCGCUUCGAGAUCGUCUGCAGCGACGACCAGGACCCCCCGCUCAGCCUGUCCGAGACCUUCUCCGAGGUCUCGGAGUACCAGUCCGACCAGCUGUAGGACCCUCCUGAGCUUCUGGGUCACCCUGUGAGAGAGUACUGUGAAAAACGCUGUCUGGUUCCCAUAGGCCCCUGCACACGGAGCCAUCACAAAUGCAUGUCCGCUUGUGGAAUGUAAUAUCUCUGGAACAUUCUUCCGUUGAGUAGCAAUUUCAGUGAUUUAGAGGCAGUCUUUUAAAAACAACAAACUCCUCAAGAGCACAGAGGCAAAGGUCAGCUAUGUAGAUGAAGUACAUUUACCAUGCACGUAUGUUUACCCUUGGCCCCAAUGGUUUUGCAUUUGGUUUGGUGUGUCUGUGUCUAUAAUGUUUUACCACAAGUGGUUGAGAUUGAAUCAAAGUGGCAAGGAUCUGCAAUCUUUGUACUUGUUUUUACUGAAAAAGGAUAUGAAUGAAUGAAGUAUUUUGAAUAUUGUGUAUUAAUAGUUCAAUGUCUUAAUCAAUCUGGGGGAAAAAAUCAUAAGUGUCACUGACACAAUGAGAGCAAGCAUUUCUUAAGUGUUAUCUUGACAGUACAGUUUAUAACAUUGACAAAAUAUUACAUCUGAAAAUGUUUACAACAGAGUACUCUCAUGGACUGACUAUUCCAUGGAAUUAGCCAGUUGCUUGCUGUUCUCCAUUAUGGCCCAUUAUAAGCUAUUUAUUCUCUGUACUGUGCAACCGUUACUGUGGUCUCAAUACUAUAGAUACCAAAAUAUCCAUAUAAGGGAGGGCUACAUUAUUUAAUAGCAUUAUUUGAAUAACUUAGUACUUUUGUAUUUUGUUAGGUUGCAUCUUGUGUCUACCUACCUCUGCUACAGAUUUAGGAUAUUCAAAAUAGCCUCCAAAGGUGGGAUUCACAAGAAACAGGAACUUGUCUGAUUGGUGCUGCCUUCUGCAAAUGUCAUAGUUAUAC